Bombyx mori (domestic silkworm) is the source of this 1263-nucleotide messenger RNA. RefSeq names its product phospholipase A1. The coding region runs from base 79 to 1161 and encodes 360 amino acids. Gene Ontology annotation, biological process: lipid catabolic process. Gene Ontology annotation, molecular function: lipase activity. NCBI's taxonomy places the organism in Eukaryota, Metazoa, Arthropoda, Insecta, Lepidoptera, Bombycidae. The transcript has 5 exons. The record is from RefSeq and is a predicted model, not a curated record.
GUUAAUUAUGUGAAGUCAAAUGUUUGUGUCAAUACUAUUUUUAUUAGAAAACAUUUUAUAAUUUUAAACAAUUCAGAGAUGUAUUUGACGUAUGUUUUAUUUAUUUAUUUCGUAUGCAUAAUUGUGGAAAUUGUGUCCAAUAACUUAACCACAGGUCACUUUUCCUUAUCUUAUAAGAACGAAUACGGGGAUGGAUAUGGAACAGAAUGGAUCUAUUUUCCGGACGGCCAGGGAGUGCCACACUAUGUUAACUUGAGUGCCACCUCCACACAGCCCGAACUGAAGACAGAUUUUGUUGAAUUGGAAUUUCGAAGAUAUAAAAGAAAUGUGGAUCACUAUAUUGUUAUGGAUGCUUACGGAAAUGUUGUAACAGAAAAUUUAAAAGAGGACAAUUUAUUUAAAAAUUCAAUUAAAAUUAUUACGCAUGGAUGGAAAUCAUCAAUCGAUAGUCCCGCUGUUAAGGUCAUAAAGGAAGCGUAUCUAGAAACAAAAGACGCAGACAUCAUAACCAUCGACUGGAGUGUUACGGCCGAUUCUUUUUUUUACAACUGGGUUGCAAAUAAAACAAAAAAUAUUGGUGAACAAGUAGCAAUAUUUUUAGACGGAUUAAGUAAACAACAUAAUGUUUCUGGAGACCAAAUACAUCUCAUAGGCCACAGUCUUGGGGCUCAUGUUAUGGGAGUUGCCGCGUAUAAGUCGAACCUGACUAUUAAUCGGAUUACCGGUCUCGAUCCAGCAAGACCCCUUUUUGAAUAUCCCAGUCGUGACGAUUCAGAAAAAUUAGACUCAUCUGAUGCUAAAUUUGUGGAUGUCAUUCAUACGUGUGGUGGUGUUCUUGGAAUCGAAGCGGCCAUCGGUACAGCUGAUUUUUAUCCUAAUAGUGGUAUACCACCACAACCCGGGUGUGACAGUAUUCAAAAAAUCUUAGAAGCAUGCAGCCAUAGUAGAGCACAUGAUUAUUUUGCAGAAUCUAUAAAGACACCCAAAGCAUUUCCAGCUUUCAAAUGUGCAAGCUGGUUGGAUUAUUUACAGAAUCUUUGCGAUCAAUACGGGUUUAUGGGUGAGGACGUAAACAGAAACGUAACGGGAAAGUUGUAUUUGAAGACUAAUGCAAAACAACCGUUUGGGAGAAGUUUUGAACCUUUUUGUUUGUUUGGAUAAUGGAACUUUACUUACCAUAUAUCUUAAAUUGGUCAAUAUUUAUAUAAAUUUCCGAUACAUUAUUCAAUGAAAAUAAAGUUAUUUUUGUUUUGUCUCAAUGAA